ACACACACACACAUUUAGAUAUAUAAAUAGUAUUACACAGUAAUUUGAAUUAAUUGCAUGAUUUACAAAAUACACUAAUCGAAUAUAUUAAUUAUUCAAGAAAUUAUUAUUAUAUUAAAAUAAUUAUAUUAUAAUGUCAGAUCAAUUAAUAGAAUGAUUAAUGAAUCGUAAUAUCAAUAUUGAACGCGCCAUUUUUAAACAAAGAUUUAAAAAGCGUGUCAGACCUGUAUAUGAAAGUGUUUUUCUUUUUCCAUUGCAACUCGGUUUUCUUUAACAAGAAGGAGGGACAUCUCUCAAGAGGUAUAAAACAGUAAGCAGCAGAUUUGUACAUCAGUAAGUGCAGUUCCAUCUUAGUUAGUAAAGAACUAUAUUUUUAAAUUUUUUAUUCCAUAAUUAAUUCUUAUCAAGAUGCCAAAAACAAGAUUGUAUAGAAUAUUUACGUGUUCUAUCCUUAUGGUUCAUACAGCAGCAUCCACUGGCAAUUACUAUUUUAAACCGGAUGAUAGAUAUGAACCUAACAUACAUAUUUUCAAUGGAAGGUUUAUACCUGGAGAUAACAUAAACCAAAAAAACAUUAAUAAUUAUGAUACAGAAAAUCAAGAAAGGGAUUAUGCAUUUAAUGGCAGAAUAAAUAAAGCGAAUCUUGAAGUCAGUAAUUUACCAUUACUUACUCAUUCGACUGAUAAUAGAUUGCCAGGACAUAUGGAUACAAAUUAUGAAAAUCAUAAUAACAAUUUGAAUCUUAUAAAAGAACAUCUACCUUAUCAUUUUCAAAAAUACUCUAGUAAUAGUAGCAAUACAGAGUUUGAUUUUGGAAAAUACAGACAUCUAGAUUCAUCUCAAUAUUCAAAUGAUCACCAUCAGAAAGGAUCUUCUCAUACUGAUUUUAUAUCUGGAAGCUAUUCUACUGGAGUCCCAUCAUCGUAUCUCGCUCCUAUAAGAUACGAACAAGGUUCUGACACAUCUAUGGUAGAUGAUACAUAUAUCAAUAAUGAUCAUCAACAAUUCUAUGGAAAACAAAGAAGUAAUACAUUUAAUUCCAAAGGAAAAUAUAAUUACGAAGAUGAUGCAUUAAAUAUAUUUUCACCUGAUAUAUUUUAUAUGCAAGAAGAUUAUAAGAUCAAAGAUCAAAUUCAAGGUUUAAAUCAAAACCAAGACACAUCUUUUGCUGACUUAUCAACCUCUGUAUCAAAUAAUUAUAAUUCUAACGCACAUGGUAAAAAAAUUAAUUUUCAUAAGUUGGAAAGACCAGUUAAUUAUAGAGGAAUCAAAUACUCAUCCAUUCGUCCUUCUAAGAGUAAUUUAAAUCAUAUAAUAAAGGGACAUAAGAAUAAUCAUCUUCCUAAUAGUUAUGCAAAAGAUAAUGGGAAAGCAAUAAUAAUUAAAAUUGGUGGCUCCAGUAUUUAUCCUAGAUAUGUUUAUUCUACAAGAUUUUAUCCUAAUACUAAAGGUGAUGUAAAUAGAGGUUAUAAAAAAAAACGUAAUAAUUUCUUAAAUAGGCCACGGAAUAAUCCAGUACCUAUUCAUUCGAUAAAUUUCAGUCAUAAUAAUGACAACAUUAACAAUAAUUAUGAUGAUUCUGAAUCUUCUGAAUUAUAUAAUAGAAAUACCGAAUAUACAGACAGUAUGAGAACAAAUGCAUUUACUACGUAA
Molecule: messenger RNA, 1653 nt
Organism: Vespula pensylvanica (western yellowjacket)
Lineage: Eukaryota; Metazoa; Arthropoda; Insecta; Hymenoptera; Vespidae
Product: GATA zinc finger domain-containing protein 14-like
Exons: 4
Coding region: 409-1653 (414 amino acids)
Source: RefSeq, a predicted model, not a curated record